Messenger RNA from Lichtheimia ornata, 2865 nucleotides. RefSeq lists its product as uncharacterized. Lineage: Eukaryota; Fungi; Mucoromycota; Mucoromycetes; Mucorales; Lichtheimiaceae. The transcript has 15 exons. The record is from RefSeq and is a predicted model, not a curated record. The coding region runs from base 1 to 2865 and encodes 954 amino acids.
AUGCAGCCAUUCUACACGCUUGUACUGCAGUAUUAUCAACAUGCUUUGGACUCUACGCAUACACCCGAUAAUCUCGUCAGCAUACUCAACGAACUCAACAAUGUCGAAAUGCCUGUGAAGAACGUGCCGGAUCAGCAAGUGGUCGACAUUCUUGUGGCAGGAAGCAAAUCGAUCCAACCCAAUGACGAUAGCUUCUCUCCGUUCUGCAAGUUUCUAUUUCGACAAUGUUCCAAACAGAUACGGCUGUCAAGUCUUCGGGCGUCACAAUUUGAAGCCUGCAUUGUAUUACUAUUGGAUGCUCUUGAAAACUCGGAUACGUCUUCCGAUCUUCGCGUGGAUGUUUUACGUGCUCUCAGUGCACUUGUCUUUGAAAAUGCCUCCAACACAGUCAAGUUCUAUCCUCGCAUAGCCAACAUCCUCUGCAAGCUUGCCGAUCGAUCUGUUCAACCCCUUGAAGUGCGUCGUAUGGCCAUCAAUUGCAUCGCUAAUACAUGUGCCGGAGCUGGAUCCAAGUUACAAAGCUAUUACAAGGAUUACUAUCAAGUGCUCUUAGCCAACAUUUGCACCGUCGAGCAUGGAUCUCAUGGCACUAUCAUGGUCGCUUCAUCUACCCUUGACUUUGCUGAUUCGGCGAUUCGAAAGAUUGCUAGUAGUACCUUGCGUGCGCUUCAAUUUGUCUUGUCUCAAGAUAAGAGCCUGGUGACCAAUCCGCUAUGCGACAUUAUUCAAAUCAUCUACACAUUUAUCUUCAUGAGUGUCUCAUUGCAGACCUAUUCUAUGGCAAAUCGAGAUGAGCCAACACCAUCGGCAUCGACCUCUCGUCCCAUGCAAGUUCGGCUUCGUUUACAAAAGCAACAACAACCAGCGCAUCGUGCACAGUUGUCAUGGCGACCCACAGAAUUUAAAUCCAUGGGAUUGACAAGUUCAGACUCUGAGUUAUCCGAUUCCAACGAAGCUGCUAUGGGAAAUCCUCGCAAACAACGAGAUGAUGCUAAAAUACGGAUCAAUGCUCUUUUAUGCCUCGCAGCGAUUGCAAAGACGUCACCACGCGCACUACAAUCUUACUGGCACAAGUUCCUCUCUGACACUUUUUUCAUCUUUUUUGCCAACAACUCGGAUCAAGACGGCAAAUUGCUUCCAGUAUUACGCUCGGAUAAUCAACCUUAUUCCCUCUUCACCAUCCUAUUGUACGACCCCAUGAUAACGGUGCGCACAGCUGUUUGCAAUGCAUUAAUUGCCAUGCUUGAUGGAUCAAAGCAAUACCUCGGCGUGGCUUCUGAAAGAGAUACCAAAUCAUCCUUUACAUCCUUAUCACAACAACUCGCAUCCAUAUUGCGCGAUUUUCAUUCUGCAGUGAUCCACGCUCUCGCCAAAGAAGAUCAUCCUCAAGUAACAGCAUUGGUUUUCAAGUUGGCUUGCACACUCGUCAACAAUUGUCCUUAUGAUCGUUUGGCACCUGGCUAUUUGACACGCCUUUACAAAGCAGCUCUUUUGAAAUGGUCACAAGCAUCCGCAACAUUGAGGACAGCCAUAUUGCAUCUCGUGAUAGCCAUAUUGGAAACGGGCUCUCAAGAAGGGGCUCACAUGCUUGAGGAAAGUGUGGAAGAGUCAAUGCCACCCUUGAUUGACCUCGUACCACAAUUGACACUACCCGACGGAUCAUCAGAAGCGUCUCUUGAACUUGUAUCAGCGGCUUGGAUGACACUAGGCACCCUUGCAAAGCAUCAAUUCGACAUGAUUUACGGUCGUGAGGACGUGAUCCAUGAACGAUUUGAAGCUGCCAUGGAGCACAAGGAAGAAAAAGUUCGUAUAGCAGCAAUGACAUUUGCCGAGUCCUAUGGAUGUGCCAUGGGUAAUCAUAUCGAUGAAGACGACUCAUCCAGGAUGGGCAAGUAUCUAGCAUGGUGGACUGGAAUGCUCAGCAAACACAUUCAAGCAUCCUGUAUUGAUGACGCUGCUGGUGUGCGAGCCAUGAGUUGUGAUUGUUUGGCUAGUAUACCAAAAUCAGUGUAUGAGCAAUUACCCCACAUGUAUCAAACGUUGGCCGUUACAUUACUGUUGUCUCUUCCAUCCGAUCAGGAUAUUAGCGUACGUGCGGCUGCGUGCAGAGCGCUUGGUGUAUUUGUCUUGUUCCCUUCCUUAAGAGGUGACCCACAUUUUGUAUCGGAUAUGGCCGCAGCGAUUAUGGAUCAAAUGAACGACAAGGCCAUCCUGGUGCGUGUUCGUGCAAGUUGGGCCGAAGGCAAUUUGGGUGAUGCUCUCGUAGCAGAAAGUGAAAAUCCCGAAUUUGAUUUCCAAGAAUGGAUCCCUUUGGUGACAUGGAGCAACAUCAUCAUCACCGCUACAUCGGCCUGCACAGAUAAUGACAAGCUUCGUUCCAAUGCUGUCAGAGCGCUGGGUAGUAUAUUGCGUAUUACGUCAAAGGAUUAUUUUCAUGCAAGAAAAAGUGCCCAGUUACUGAAAAAUGCAAUGAAUGGAUUGAGCAAGAACAUCGAGACCGGCACUCUCAAGACUCGAUGGAAUGCAUGUCAUGCAGCUAGUAACAUGUUGAAGAAUCCUGAUUUUCCUAUUGGCGACCCGUAUCCAUGGACAAAAGCUAUCUACACGGCGUUGAUUCAUUCAUUGUUACAAUGUCGCAAUUUCAAAGUCAGAAUCAAUGCUUGCCUUGCCUUGGCAACUCCUACACGUCGUGACCAAUAUGGGUCCUCCUUUGAUGCUGUUGUCCAAGCCAUUCUUGCAGCAUGGGAUGCCUGUCACCAAGAAGAUGAUACCUUUCAAGAAUACCGAUAUCGUGAACAAUUGAAGGAGCAGGUGAAAUCUGCGUUGCAUCAUAUUCAAGCUCUGUCAUCCGAAGCAACAACGUAA